CUAACCAUAGCUCUUACUCUGCAGGAUUAUAUAAGAAAACUGGUAAAUUGGUAUUUCUUGGAUUGGAUAAUGCAGGAAAAACAACAUUACUACACAUGUUAAAAGAUGACAGACUUGGACAGCAUGUCCCGACGCUACAUCCCACUUCAGAAGAACUAACCAUUGCUGGAAUGACCUUUACAACUUUUGAUCUGGGUGGGCAUGUUCAAGCUCGAAGAGUGUGGAAAAACUACCUUCCUGCUAUCAAUGGCAUUGUAUUUCUGGUGGAUUGUGCAGACCAUGAAAGGCUGUUAGAAUCAAAAGAAGAACUUGAUUCCCUAAUGACAGAUGAAACUAUUGCUAAUGUGCCUAUACUGAUUCUUGGGAAUAAGAUCGACAGACCUGAAGCCAUCAGUGAAGAGAGAUUAAGAGAGAUGUUUGGUUUAUAUGGUCAGACAACAGGAAAGGGCAGUGUCUCUCUGAAAGAACUGAAUGCCCGGCCCUUGGAAGUUUUCAUGUGCAGUGUGCUCAAAAGACAAGGCUACGGAGAAGGCUUCCGCUGGAUGGCACAGUACAUUGAUUAACAGCAGUCGGCAUCAGUUCCAGGUCUCACUAUUCAGGCCUACUCAGAGAUUUGAUCACUCAACAUGCAUAACUUGAAUUCAAUAGACUUUUGUUGGUUAGAAAACAGAUGUUUUUUAGAUUAUUAAUAUUCUAUCAACUUAAUUUGAGUGAGAAUUGAAAACUGAUUCAAGUAAGUUUGAAUAUCACAAUGUUAGCUUUCUAAUUCCAUGAAAAUAGUUUUUACAGUUUAUAAUCUGACAUUACCCUCAGCACCAUUUAUAAAGAGCAACUUUCCAGAGUACAUUUGAAGCACUUUUUAACAACAUGAAACUACAAAUAUAAACCAUAUUUAAAAGCUCAUGAUGUUAAAUUUUUUAUGUACUUUUUUGGAACUAGUUUUUAAAUUUUAGAUUAUAUGUCCACCUAUCUUAAGUGAACAGUUAAUAAUUAGCUUACUGAUUGCAUGAUGCCUUAAAAUUUUCAGUAUUUUUUCUUAUGCAAACGUCAUGCAAUAAAACAAACUCUAAUGUUCGUCAUUCUUGUUGGGCAAAUGUUUCAUUGUAAUGUGUCUUACCUAGUUAGUAUGCUCUGAAAUUUGGCCUAUUUCACAUUAUACAUAUGAGGGGGUUGCUGGGAAAGGAGAUUGCUUCAGAAUAUUAGAAUAAUGUUUAAGUCCCAAGAGGCUUUGCAUUUACCAGGAGACAAGUUAUGUUUGGUUAUACCUUAUACCACAUUAAUCUCUGAAUCAUACGUAUUUUUAUCAGUAAUACUACCAUUACCAGUGCUGAUGGGGUCUGUGUCCUGGUCCCUGUCAGAUCGGCCUUCUGAGGAAAAGCACGCCUUCUGGUACAACACAGGGUUCAUUUUUGGUUUGAUAGGCCCAUUCCAGUUGUCUGGUUCUGAAGUGCUCCAGUCUUACUGGCGCCUAGUUUGGUAAUCUGUGCCUCUUCCCCAGGAGUAGUGACAGGCACCAGUCCCCCACAGAUAGAGGUACUCCCCAGUCUCUUCAUACUUAAUGGUACUCACCAGGGCAAGCGACAGGUGGGAUCUUGUGCGCAGUUUCAUCACAGAGGCCUGCAUCUGAGGAAAAAGAAAGGCUGUUCUUCUUCAGUUGUCACUGAGAUAUGUGGGGAUUUUGCUCCUAUCCCAUAGCCCUUUUGCAUUCUUUACCAUAUUUGAUUUCUUGGUGGGAAGAAAAUGAAUUCAUGUAUUUUUCUUUUUUUCUCAGUUACUCUCAACUAGCUCUUACUUUAUAGCACAGACGCUUUUGUUUUUGGAUAUAAUGCUUACCAUGUGAUAGUGUCUACAAGCCUCACUGACAGACUUUCUAAUAAGAUUUUAGUUAGCUUUUUAAAGCAUUUUAAUUUCCUAAGAAAAUUGGGUUCUUUUUUUCCCUGAGAUUUCCAUAAUUAGAUGAAAAACAAGUGCCAAAUAUUUAUUUUUAUAGACUCUCAAGUUUAAGAUUCCUCCCUUGGUUAUAAACCAAGAUUUUAUAGUAUUUAACUAAUUCCAUUGAGAAUAAAUUGCUCUAAUUCCAUCAAAAAUAAUUUUAAUAUCAAAAUUAGUGUUUUCUCUAGCGGUUGCCCAAAUCAGACAGUCCUUUCUGUCAUCAGUAAUAUAACAUGAGGCAAAUAAGGAUUGAGGGAUGUACCUGGAAGGAAUUACCAGUUAGCUAAAUCAACAAGGUUUUUUCACCGUAACAUUUGGUUUUAGGAAUGUAGCUAUUCUGUUCCACUUUCAGCUUCCUUCUAAAUGAAAAUAAAGAAGCCUCCUCCCUGCCUAGAACAUCAGUAGCACUAUGGGUAAAGUAGGAAAUGACAUUUCAGCCUCUUGUUCUAUUCUGCCAGGUAUGUUUAAAGUACUCACUUUAAUGUCCUGACUGAACAGAAUGAAGCCUUAUUAAAAGUAACUGCCUCUCGUUGAUAGUAUCUGUUCUCAGUAUUUACAUGGACAUGCCUUUCUUCAAGUAUUUCCUAGUAUCUAUUGUGAUACUUGAGAAGUUAAUUGUGUUAUAAAUCGGUGUACAGGAAAAAGCUUUCUGGUUUCUCUAGAGGGGAUUUGCUUUCUGGUACGAAAUGUCUUGCUCCAGAACGCUCACUCUAGGUCUGUCACUGGGAUCAAAGAAACAAAAGUCACUUUCUGGACCACAGUUAAACUGUGGAUAUUUUCCCAGUCGUGUGAGAGUCUUAGGGCCUGAACCUCUGGAAAUAAAGCUGCACGUAGCAGCAGCGAGCUUUCCGCCAGCUCCCGGGAAAUGGGACUGACAGUCCCCCAUCCAGCUCUGAGAGCGCCUCAGGCAUAUACCAGGAUCCCUGGUUCUUUCAGGAAAGCAAGUUAAGAGAAGGGCAAGAAGCAGUAGAAGCACAUAUUCUCUCUACGUGCCUGUGCAGGUGUGUGCAUUUGUGGAGUAUUUUUCAGGUAAAUGCUAGUCUGGGGGACAUGGGUUAAUUUUGUACCUCCCACUGCAAAUGGUGAACAUGUAAUUAACACUAUUGUUACAAGACUGGAGUUCAUAUAAAGCAGGAAGUGUUCAAAAUAUAUUUUAGAAUCUUAAGUCCAAAACUCUAAAAAUAUUAGACCUCAGCUGGCUUUUCUAUUUUUAAAGAGACUCUUAACCCCACAUCUGUUUCAGUGACUGCUGGUAUACUUUUGAGUAACUGGUUACAUGGAUGGAUUCCAGUUUAUCUCGGUGAAUUUUUAGAAUUGGGAUUAUAGCAUUUUAAAAUUGUGGCACAGACAUUUCCUAAAGCAGAGGGAAAAAAUAUUCUGCACCAUUGGCUUAGUUGACCCAGCAUCUUUGAGUGCCAAAGAAGUAUGAAUUUAGAUGUUGCCUGCAUAGAUCUAAAUUUUAGUUUUGUGUGCCUGUGUAUGCAUACAAAUAUACUGUGGUUUACAACUGAUACACAGAACAUUGUUUCUUUUCCUUCAUUUUCACCUGGCUCACACUUCUCUACAGUGCUCAUAAACUACUUGUAAAUCAUUAAAAUAGGGUAAUAGCUGUGAUAAUAGUGUUUCUUGCCUUCUGCAAAAUGAUUUGAUUAACCACAUUCAAUUCCAGCAUUUUGGAAAGUUCCAUCAUUAAAAAUAGUAUACUUCUACUUGACAUGAUUUAAGAGUUUCAGGAGACAGGUUUACAUUUUCUGAAACUGUAUUUGGUAUGUGACUCAAUGUGGAAUUUCAGUCUUGUUAGUUAACAUGACUGAAGUUUGCAAGGAUUUAUUGCCAAAUAAAUUUUGACCAGAAUAUAAUGAAAGUAGCUAACAUAAAGGGAAGUCAUUCAGAUUAGCUCAUGUUGAUUUUAUUUAGAAUAUAUUGUUUGGAUCAUUUUAAACAUAUGUAAAACAUUCAAAAAAUCUCCAAGAAAGCAUUAAAAAAUAGAGAUUAGCAAAUAUAAACUUAUUGAUGAAAAAUUAAUAGGGAAUUAAAGGUUUUUUUCUAUAAACCUUUAAUUUUUUUUUAAUUUUUUUUUUUUUUUGCUAUAAAUUGAAGAGUGCAGAAAACUGUAUCUUCAAUUAAGAACUAAAUUCUCAAAGCUAUAUAUUGAUGCUUCUGGUCACUUUAGUCACUGUGCUUCUUUUGAAAUGCACAUUAGUGCUUUAUAACCAAAAAAAAAAAAAAAAAAAAGAAAGAGAAAAAGAAGAGAGAGAGAGAGAGAGAGAGAGAGAGAGAGGAACAAACUCUUGAAAUAUGGAACUGUGCUGCUGUAUAAAGUGGGAUUUUGUUAAAAAACUUGUUUCCACUCCUGAACCCUGCAGCUGUCCCCAUCACAAAGCCCCAGCCUGCUCCUGGAUAAAAGAUCCUGAUUUAAAGGGAACCUGAGUCUACUGAAGAUGCAGUUCUGAGUCAACUAAUUUUUGUCCUCAUAAUUUAGAACAUAAGUAGCUAAUAUAUUUAAUGCCACUGACUGAUUGUUCUAGGCUUUGACCACACUUUUAAACAGAAUCCAAAGUAAUCACAGUAAAGGAAGCAAAUUUAUCGAAGGAAAACUUUGUUUCAGGAGUGCCCCAUCCCAACUAGAUUUGGGGGCAGAAAUGAGAAAGGCUUUUGAGUGAUUUCACACAGAAUUAUUAUCUUUGGAAAAGCUGCACUGGAGUGGAUAAAUUCUUCUCGGUGUGCAUUUUAAAUGAGGAGGAGAUUAGAUUUAAUUUUAGUUUUAAAUAUUUGGAGGUAAAGGAAGGUGAUAAUUCUACAGGUUUUGACAUACAAAUUAUCCUUGAAAUUGUUUUCACUGUCAAGUGUGAAGAUUCACAGCAGAAUGGCCAACUUCACGUGGGUUUCUGGAUUCCCUGGUGCUGCUCCUCACCUGAACUCGUGAUCAGUUUCCAUCCUGAGGCAGGAGCACGCAGGGUGCAUGUAGUCAAGUUAAUUUAAAAGUGAUCAAAGUGUUUUCUGUGGCGAGGCCUUCCUUCAGUAUUUGGCUGAAUGCAGAGUAUGUUGAAGUGGUAAGUUGGUGAUAAGUUUUUCAUCACUAACCUUGUUUGCACUUUUGUACACCACUGCUUGCACUAGCAUCUUAGUGUGAAUUUUAACAAUUGUUUUACAGUGUAUACAGAUGGUUAAGCAUUAAUUUAUAUGAAGAUAUUUCUGUUUACCUUUAUGUAUUUUACAGCUACAAUAGAUGGUAAAAUGUUCUUGAAUUGUGUUUGUAUGUUAUUUUGAUUAUGUUCUAUUAUCUUUUCAUCCCCUAUGAAUUUGAGUGUCAGGAAUAGAAAAAUAAAAUGCUUACUUGGUCUUUGAAA
Molecule: messenger RNA, 5282 nt
Organism: Vicugna pacos (alpaca)
Lineage: Eukaryota; Metazoa; Chordata; Mammalia; Artiodactyla; Camelidae
Source: RefSeq, a predicted model, not a curated record